This is a messenger RNA of Andrographis paniculata, 1523 nucleotides long. Its product is annotated as zinc finger protein SHOOT GRAVITROPISM 5-like. Gene Ontology annotation, molecular function: DNA-binding transcription factor activity. NCBI's taxonomy places the organism in Eukaryota, Viridiplantae, Streptophyta, Magnoliopsida, Lamiales, Acanthaceae. The transcript has 4 exons. Gene Ontology annotation, cellular component: nucleus. Bases 155 to 1348 code for a protein of 397 amino acids. The record is from RefSeq and is a predicted model, not a curated record.
UUGUAUCGUUCGCAAAAUGCCCUGAUUUACCCUACCCCCAACCCCACCCCCCUUUCUCUCUGUCUGAGUGAAUGAAAGGAAGAAAGAUGUGACCCUUUUUGGAGGAUACAGAAGCUGAAAAACUGAAAGCUGAUUGUAGUACCCAAACCACCAAAUGCAUGCUAAGAAGCUGUGUUUGAUGGUAAGCAACGUUAACCCUCUCCCUAUUUUGGAGCGCUUCCCUUCGCCGGAGAAUGGAAAACGGAAAAGACGACCCGCCGGAACUCCAGAUCCAGAUGCGGAAGUGGUUUUCCUGUCGCCGGAAACCCUCCUGGAAUCCGACCGAUUCGUGUGCGAGAUCUGCCAGCAAGGAUUCCAGCGGGACCAGAAUCUGCAGAUGCACCGGCGGCGGCACAAGGUGCCGUGGAAGCUGCUGAAGCGGGAGACGCCGGCGGCGAGAAAGCGCGUGUUCGUCUGCCCGGAGCCGAGCUGCCUCCACCACGACCCCCGCCACGCCCUCGGCGAUCUGGUCGGGAUCAAGAAGCACUUCCGGCGGAAGCACAGCAAUCAAAAGAAGUGGGUCUGCCAGAAAUGCUCCAAAGGAUACGCCGUUGAGUCGGACUUCAAAGCUCAUCUCAAAACCUGCGGGACUCGCGGCCAUUCCUGUGAUUGCGGCCGCGUCUUCUCCAGGGUGGAGAGUUUCAUUGAGCAUCAGGAUGCUUGUAGCUUGGGGCGGCUACGGUCCUCCGGCUCCAGCUGUCUACAACCGCCGGCGGCUUCCUCCGUCGGUCCAUCGGCGGCUUACGCUCCCUCAGCCGGACCAGUCAUCUUCCCCGACUGUCGGCAGCCUCCGAAUCUCGAGCUUCAGCUUCUCGUCAAUGGCAGAACAACUGGCAUCGACGUGUUAGGCACCUCCACGAAGAGCACCUUCAUAAAUGGCCUCAGCCAAUGCUCGCCGAGGGGGAGGAGCACCGCCGCCGGCGAGAAUCUAAGGCCCACCGCGGCGGCGAGGAUUGUGAAAGAACAAGCGCAGGAGCUGCUGAAAUUAGCGAUGACGGAGAAAGCGUGCGCGGAGGCGGCGCGGCACCAGGCGAAGUGGCAGGUGGAGCUAGCGGAGCAGGAAUUCUCCACCGCCCGGCGGCUCCGGCAGCAAGCUCAGGCGGAGCUGGAAAAAGCUCAGGCGCUGAAACAACACUACUCCACGAAGCAAACCAAUUCGAUAAUGGAGAUAAUCACUUGCCAUUCGUGCAAUCACAAGUUCCAGGAGACGCCGGCGGCGGUUUCAUGGCAAAUAAUGCUUCCAGAACCUUCUUCUUCAUCUUCUCCGGCGAGCAAAUUGAUCGGAGAGUGGGAAGCACGAGUUGCGUAAGUUUCAUCUUCUUCAAUCGUACGCACUUAAUUAAAUAAUAAUUUAACAUUAAUUAAGCGUAUGUACCUAAUUUAAUUUCAUCUUCAUCACGUCUAUGGUUUGAUCUAUAACGAACCUAUAUCUGGUACUGUAAUCUAUUCCAUCCUUUUUAUCGAAUCAUGUAAUUACAUUAUAA